This is a messenger RNA of Solanum verrucosum, 678 nucleotides long. RefSeq names its product biogenesis of lysosome-related organelles complex 1 subunit 2. Bases 204 to 548 code for a protein of 114 amino acids. NCBI's taxonomy places the organism in Eukaryota, Viridiplantae, Streptophyta, Magnoliopsida, Solanales, Solanaceae. The record is from RefSeq and is a predicted model, not a curated record. The transcript is spliced from 3 exons.
CGAGGGAUGAGAUAAUCAAAGUUUGAUGCAUAUUUGAGUAUUUUUCCUAUUAAUAAUAACUCGGCACUUGUCCGUUUGUUCACCGGCGAUCAUUGAUUCUGCGGUGACUGGCUCAUUCUCCCUAUCUAGAAGGCGGCUCUCCAUUUCGUAUUUGUCUCUUUCCGGUCCUCGACAAGGCUCUUAAACGUGAACUGCUGUGAAAGAUGGAGCAGGACCACUUGGCUGAGUCGCUCAAUGACCUUUUAACAAAUGUUUCCACGAUGAUUAGAGGCGAGCUCCAGGAAACUAACAAUGUACUUGAACUUGUGGAGAAAAUGAAUACAAGAGUUGCUGAAGAAUAUAAAGGCUUUGGAGAUGUGGCUUCAGGAUUGACUAUCUUUGUGGAGCAAUUGAAGUGUAAGAGUGGCAGCUUUGACGAGUAUGUUCAACAGAUUGACACAAUUGAACAGCAAGUUACAGAAUUUGAAGCUGUAAUUUCGAUGCUUGAUAAGUAUGUUUCACUGCUGGAAUCCAAAGUGCAUUCUGCUUACCAAAUUCCUCCACCAUGAAUCAACAUUUUUUCGUCUUCUUUUUGUUUCAAAUGCAAUACCCUAAAAGUUGUUCCUGGAUUGAAUCAAACUUGGUUUUUGUAUGUUAUCAAGCAACAUCAUACAUAUAACAAGAAAAUGAAUUUACCAA